AUGGGCCACGAAGUCUCGCAGGCCUGCAUUCGCCGAGGUCGGGGCCACGGCGCGGAGCGUGAGAGCCGUUGUAUGACCUUGGCGCCUGUGGGCCUUACCGGUCCCGGCAUGCCGGAACAGUGCCAGGUCGUAGAGGGCGGUACCUACGCCGUCAAGCUGGUUGGCUCGGACCAACCCGCAGCGCAAAAGCAAGCUCUGGAGGAGCUGAAGGCGGCUCAUGGCGACAAGCUGGUGAUCAUUGAUUUCACCCAUCCUAGCGCUGUCAAUGCGAACGCCGAACUCUACACCGCUGCUGGUGUCAAUUUUGUUUUCGGCACGACCGGUGGGGACCGUGACGCCUUGAUGAAGGUCACCGAGCAGAGCGGGGUUUACGCUGUCAUCGCGCCGAACAUGGGAAAGCAGAUUGUGGCUCUCCAGGCCACGAUGGAGAGGAUGGCGAAAGACUUCCCCGGAGCCUUUGCAGGCUACAAGCUGGAGGUCACGGAGAGCCAUCAGAAGACCAAGGCCGACACCAGCGGCACAGCGAAAGCCAUGGUCUCUUCCUUUCAAGGCCUGGGCGUGGAUCCGUUCACCCACGAACAGAUCACCCAGCUGCGGGACGACGCCUCACAGAGAGCAUUCGGAGUGCCAGAGGAGUUCUCCAAUGGCCACGCCUUCCAUACGUAUACGCUCACAAGCAGCGAUGGAUCCGUCCAGUUUCAGUUUAAGCACAAUGUCUGUGGCCGCCGCACGUAUGGUGAAGGGGUUGCCGAUGCCGUCCAAUUCAUCGCUAGCCAAGCAGCCGGGAAGGCUCCAAAGAAGGUGUACAACAUGAUCGACAUCCUGGAGGCUGGGGAGAUGAAGUGA
This is a messenger RNA of Symbiodinium sp. CCMP2592, 846 nucleotides long. NCBI's taxonomy places the organism in Eukaryota, Dinophyceae, Suessiales, Symbiodiniaceae. The record is from the annotation of a GenBank genome assembly.